GGGGGCAGCCCUUUCCCAGGCGGCGGGAGCGGGGGCGGCGUCGCUGUUGCCCUUUUAAGCCGCGGGGCCGCCGCCUCCUGCCGGCAGAGUCGGUUACAAAAGGCAGCAGCCGCUCGGUGUUCCCCACCCAGUUGCUCGCCGAGGCCUCGCGCCCCUCGCCAUUUUCCAGUCGCGCUCGGACGCGGGUUCGCAGCAGCGGGAAGAGAAGGAGGAGGAGGAGCCGCGGGAGCGCGGCCCCGGCCAGCCCCGCGGGGCGGUGGCGGCCGUGACGGCGGCGGCUCCGGGCCGGGCUCCCUUUCCACAUUCCUCCCACCGGAGAUGAAGGGAAGAUGUCCGUGUCAGGGCUCAAGGCCGAGCUGAAGUUCUUGGCGUCCAUUUUCGACAAGAAUCACGAGCGAUUCCGGAUCGUCAACUGGAAGCUGGACGAGCUGCACUGCCAGUUCCUGGUGCCACCGGCGCCGCCGCUCACGCUGCACUGCAACAUCACGGAAUCCUACCCAUCUUCUUCUCCAAUAUGGUUUGUGGACUCUGAUGACCCAAAUCUGACAUCAGUUCUGGAACAUCUAGAAGAUAUCAAGAACAAUGAUUCGCUUCGUCAGCAGUUGAAGUGGUUGAUAUGUGAGCUCUGCAGAUUAUAUAACCUUCCUCAGCACCCGGAUGUUGAGAUGCUAGAUCAGCCACUACCCACGGGCCAGAAUGGGACAGCUGAAGAAAUUACUUCAGAAGAGGAGGAAGAGGAAGAGAUGGCUGAAGAUAUAGAAGACUUGGACCACUAUGAGAUGAAGGAAGAAGAGCCUAUUAAUGGGAAAAAGUCAGAGGAUGAAGGAAUCGAAAAAGAAAAUUUGGCAAUCUUGGAGAAAAUUAGAAAGACUCAAAGGCAAGACCACCUCAAUGGUGCCGUGUCUGGGUCAGUGCAAGCAUCAGAUAGGCUUAUGAAAGAGCUCAGGGACAUCUACAGAUCGCAGAGCUACAAGACAGGGAUUUAUUCAGUGGAACUCAUAAAUGACAGUUUAUACGACUGGCACGUUAAACUACAGAAGGUUGACCCUGAUAGUCCUUUGCACAGUGAUCUUCAGAUCCUAAAAGAAAAAGAAGGCAUAGAAUAUAUUUUGCUUAACUUCUCUUUUAAGGAUAACUUUCCAUUUGAUCCUCCAUUUGUUCGAGUGGUGUUACCUGUUCUCUCAGGAGGGUAUGUGUUGGGUGGAGGAGCAUUAUGUAUGGAACUUCUCACAAAACAGGGCUGGAGCAGUGCCUACUCAAUAGAGUCAGUCAUCAUGCAAAUAAAUGCCACCCUAGUCAAAGGCAAAGCCAGAGUGCAGUUUGGAGCAAAUAAGAAUCAAUAUAAUCUAGCAAGAGCCCAGCAGUCCUAUAAUUCCAUUGUACAGAUACAUGAAAAAAAUGGCUGGUACACUCCUCCAAAGGAAGACGGCUAAACGUGUUGACUGUAAUAUUUGGACCAAUGUUGCUUUAAAGAAAAUCUUUCAACAUGCAGACACAAGCCUUGAGUGCCCUAUGACAGCAGUACCGAAGAUGCUAGCUCAUACAUUUAGUGGAUACUGUGCCAACUGACAUCCAGUAUAACUUACAGUCUUCUCAUUUUGCUCUCUUUAGGUAUCCUGGACUGAGCAGUGAGGCCUUUAUUGUAUUUUUUCUGAUAAAUACACAUACUGGCCACUCCUUAUCAUCUCUUUCUUGAAAAGUGAAAUCUUUUAAGCAAGCAAGUCAGCGUCAGGUUGUUACUGUGUGACUUUACAGUGACUUUCCUAUAUUGAAUUUAUGGGUUCUGAAAGUUUGCAAAAUAUUGUUCCAUUUAGAGCCAAUAAAAGUUUAAAUGAUGUUCAGUACUGGUUUAGAAAAUUUUAGAUCUUCUAAACCACAGCCUUUUCAGGUCUAAAAACGUUUUAUUGCCAAAUAAUGACAGGAACCUAUUCAUUAAAUUGUUAAACUGUUUUUUUGACUGUGUAAAGAUGUGAACUGUAUCUUGAAAACAUGCUCUUAAUUGAGUUGUACUGUUCGUAGGCAAAGCAAGGCAAGGCACUGCCACUUAUGGCUUGUGAGUUGUGAUUUCUACUGGGCAGCAGAAUCUUGCUGGGCUGAAUCAGCUUCUUGUUGGUUCAGUAUUUCCUUUGAAGAAGAACUUGAAGUUAUUUAAAAUACUAAGUCAUUUUACCUUUACAUUUUAUUAACGGGAGGUUGCAAUUAUUUGUAAACUAAUAAACUUAUAAAGUGAUUGGCCUGAAGACAGAUUUCUUGAGCAAAACCUACAUGGUUAAGUACAACAAGAAUACCCAGUUUGGAUACUUUUAUUUUGCUAUAGUCCUAACAGUGGUUUUACAGGCAGAGACUAAUAGGAACUCUAAUAUGUUAAUUUUUUUAUAAAACAUGACACAAAUCAAUGUAUUUCCAAUUUUAUUGCCUUACCUGAAUCACUCCUCUUUGGUUGGUAAUAGAUUUUCUUUUAUAAACCUGUUUGAUUUAAAAAUGAAGUGUAAUUAUUAAGCACUUUUCAAAAAAAAAAACCCAGAAGCACAUUUUCCUGCACAAACCUCUUACAGAGUUCCAAAGUGUUUCUUCUGCAGUUGCUGUAAGACUUGCUCAACUUUGUAAAACAUACCCAAGAGACUUGGCACCUCCCCAUUACUGUGCGCUUCAUUUCUUUUGUUUUGGUUAAAAGGACAGUAGAUAGAGAUUUUUCUGGCAUUCUUGCUCAUUUGGUCACAUUUAGCUAGAGUUCUGAUUUUGCCAUUUCUCUGACAACAUGUGACAAGGCAGAAUUUUUUUAAAGCAUUAAAAUUCCUUAAGCCUAAGGCUAAAUCUUGAAUAUAUUACUGAAUUCUUUAUCCUGGUGGCUAGCAAAUUGAUAGCUACACAUUUGGCAUGCUUUGUUUUUUGGAUUUUAUUUUUCAUUGCAGAUUUGUUUGGCAAUGUAUAGUAAAUUUUGUAAACUUGCAUCAAGUUUAUGAAUAAAGAACCAUUUAAAAAUUACUUUGUUACCUUUCCCUCACAAGAGAUACUAUGCUUCAGAUGUCUGUAGGCUCUGUUGAAUUUCUGGAGUAGGUUAUUUAAAGAAGGGUGGGAUGUUGGAAGGCUUGAGAGGAAGAGAGGCAGAUUUAUUAAAUAAGAAAAAAUUAGAGAAUCAAGAAAUCGUGUGUAUAUGCCUCGUAUACUUAGCUUUUCCCCAACCUUUUCUCUCAUCCACACUCAUUCUCUAGUAUGAAUCCAAGUGCCAUUUCUUCAUGGCUGUCCCUA
Molecule: messenger RNA, 3249 nt
Organism: Castor canadensis (American beaver)
Lineage: Eukaryota; Metazoa; Chordata; Mammalia; Rodentia; Castoridae
Gene: Ube2q2
Product: ubiquitin conjugating enzyme E2 Q2
Source: RefSeq, a predicted model, not a curated record